Molecule: messenger RNA, 1482 nt
Organism: Aspergillus clavatus NRRL 1
Lineage: Eukaryota; Fungi; Ascomycota; Eurotiomycetes; Eurotiales; Aspergillaceae
Gene: helE
Product: 3-ketosteroid 1-dehydrogenase helE
Exons: 6
Coding region: 1-1482 (493 amino acids)
Source: RefSeq, a predicted model, not a curated record
AUGGAAACAUUGACUGUGGACGUCCUAGUUUGCGGUGGAGGGAUGUCCGGCAUGGCGUGUGCUGCCUUCGCUGCGGACGCUGGGGCCAAGGUAUUGGUAGUUGAGAAGCAGGCGAUGGUUGGUGGCUCUUCGAACUACUCAGCAGGCAUGUUUUGGGCUCCGAAGAGCUAUGAGAGCUUGAGAUCAUGGGUCCCUGCCGGUGAUGCCGAGCUCCAAGCAGCCUGGAUGAAGGAUUACCUUCCAGCCGUGCAGUGGAUGCGCGAGAAUGGCAUUCCGACUGCUAAGCGGUUCGAGGGAAUCAUGACCAUCGGAAUCGGUUUCCCCAUCAAGAUCCCCCAUCUCCAUGAAUAUCAUAAACAACGCAUUGCCCAGAGCAAUACCCAGUCAAAGAUCUUCACCAAUACUUCAAUUGUAAAGCUCAUUCAAGAAUAUCUGGGAGUGCCAGGAUCUCGCGUUAUCGGCGCCGUCAUCCGUCGAGAGCCCGUCGACGGUAAGAGAGAGGUAUACUACACAGUCAAAGCUAAGCAGGUCGUGCUGGCCACCGGUGGAUUCCAGGGUAAUUCUGCUUUAACUUCGACCCAUCUCGGCCAGGGAGGAGACAACAUCUUUGUCCGCUCAAAUCGCGGGUCCGUCGGAGAUGGACUCAUGCUGGCGCAGGACGUCGGAGCCGCUACCAGUCGGGGAAUGAAUACAUAUUACGGCCACCUGCUUGCUGCUCCCCUUCGCGCAGAUGAGGUGGAUCCAAAGGACUACCUGCCACUAGCCCAAUACCAAAGCAAAUACUGCCUCCUGAUAAACGAGGGAGGCCGCAGGUUCGCCGACGAGACAACCGGCGAUGAGAUUGUCAAUCAGUACCUGGCGAAGCAAGAGAAGAGACGGGGAUUCCUCUUGUUCGAUGACUCAACCCGAAAGCAACACUGCAUUUCCGCCCCUUUCCCUAAUGCAGGAGAAAUCGACCGCCUGGAGAAGGCCCGCGCGCAUGGAUGUAAUGUUGCUAGCGCGCCCACUCUUGAUGGCUUAUUUGAAAUUCUCAAGGCCUGGGGCGUCAAUGGCGCCCAAGCGCAGAAGACAAUCGACGAGUACUUCCGCGUGGUACACCACGGAGAUACAACGGCCACACUCGAUGUCGCGGUGGGAAAAGGAGGCAAGCCGCCUGUUCCUCUGGUGGAAGGGGAUGGUCCGUUCUUUGCCAUGGAAGUACAGCCAUCGAUUACCUUCACAUACGGUGGCAUCCUCAUCGACACAGAAAGCCAUGCACUCACUGCCGACAAGACUCCUAUUCCUGGCUUGCUGGUGGCUGGUGUUGAUGGCGGUGGCUUCAGUAAUCUGGGAUAUGCUGGGGGAUUGGCCCUGGCGUUUGUGACCGGCUUAUGGGCAGCCAGAGCUGCGGCAAAGGAAUUGGGACUGCCCGUUCCCCAGUUGCCAGCGGCAGAUCCAAAGGAUGCAGUGGUUGACAAGCGAAAUGCGGCCAGUCGGUUAUAA